Molecule: messenger RNA, 1392 nt
Organism: Hypanus sabinus (Atlantic stingray)
Lineage: Eukaryota; Metazoa; Chordata; Chondrichthyes; Myliobatiformes; Dasyatidae
Gene: nsl1
Product: NSL1 component of MIS12 kinetochore complex
Exons: 6
Coding region: 135-881 (248 amino acids)
Biological process (GO): mitotic sister chromatid segregation
Cellular component (GO): MIS12/MIND type complex; kinetochore
Source: RefSeq, a predicted model, not a curated record
GAUGUGGCGGAACCGAUAUUAGAAUUAAUGCUUUUCACCGGAACUGUCAGGGGUUGCACUGGGCGGAAGUUCGUGUGUUUGGAAAAGUGGCGGCAAAGUGUACUGGCACCGGAGAGUACGGGGCGGACGGAUGGAUGGCGCUGCCGGCCGGCCGCGUGCUCUGCUGCUCCAGGCGGGCGGUGUCGGCGGCGCUCGAGCGCUUGUCGGAGGCUCUGUGCGAUCGGCUGCAGGGAGAGCGGCAGCUGGAGGCUCGGCGGAUAUUUGAAACAGCUGUUCAGGAGAACAUCCUUGUCAAUGGAAUGUUAUGGCAAGAAGUUUCAGAGGAUGAGGAAUUGAGAUACGGGAAUGACAUAAAGAAUUUGGAUGACGAUUUGGAUGAAUGCAUUAAGGAGACAGCUUCAAAACGUAAACAGUUUCCCAGAAAAGUUGUUGGACAUCUUGCUAAAACCAUAAAAGCAGAAAGGGAAUUGUUGAAGCUUUAUCAGCCAGCGGUAGGUCUGCAAAUGAAAAUGGGAAUCCAUCCAGAACAAGUAUUCAAGGAAGCAGAAAUAAUGGAAAGCACAUCAAAAAAUUCUCAAGAUAUGAGUGAAGCCAUGAAGGAGUUACCAGCCUUUAUGGAAAAAGCACAAGGACUUUUGCAAACUCUACACCUUGUUUCUGUCAUGAAGCACUCACAGACAAAUAAGACAGUCUUCUCAAACCAUACAGGGAUGGAACUCCAAAAUGAGAAAGGACAGACUUUCCCCCUUGGAAAAACAGAUGUCACUCCCAUAGAGACAGAUAAAAAGAAAUUGCUGAAGAAUCGUAGUUCAAGGAAGAGAAAAAUAAAUUCUUCUGUUAAUUAUAAAUAUCCAAAGCGAAAACUGCAUCUUGGUCAAUAAACCCUGCUAAAUGUGCAACAAAGUAUGGCAGUAUCAACAUGCAAAUGACUAACUGUUCUUAUUAACUACAUGAUUGAACAGAACAUUAGAUGUCCAUAAGAUAGGGAGAAAAUGAAAUAUAAUAUUAAGCAUAAUAGAAUAUGUAACAUAACAAAUUUGUCAUCUUCAUUUCUACAGAAGAUGCUAGACUUAUGGAUCGAUUUAAAUAUUUAGUUGCUCUUUGUUUUUGUGAAUUUCACAGUUCUCUUAAUACAAAUAUUGAUUUAUCUGAAAAGACUGCAGCAUCCUUUUGAAAAUGUGAAAAAUGGUUUAGUUUUUGUUUGACUUAUUUUUCCUCCAGCUUUACUAAGAGCCUCUCUAGCAUUCUGUUCAACUGUGAUAUUGUGACUGAGCAAAUCUUUAUUCAGAAAAUGAACAUUCAGUGUGUCUAAAUAUGAUAGACAAAUUAAACUUUUGUCAGUUAUGCAUUUAAUAAAGGAUGUAGCACACCUUAAUACAUUUUGUUUAAUAU